UUCGACAGUUGUGGUUUACGAUGAUUAAAAAAAAAGGCCCAUAAAUUGUUUUCAUUACUUGAUACCUUUAAGUUAAUAUGAGAAAGCCCUUUAUAUUUUAUGCUUAUUCUUUAUUUUAUUUUGCUCAAUCAAAAUAAGGAACUGUAUGUGACUUUGAAGUGCCUUGUUUGUUUGUGCCUAUAUGCUGGAAAUAUAUUUUUGAAGAUAAAAAAAAAGCUGUAUGGCGUUUCCAUAGAAACGACGGUGAGACAGAAGAAAAGUGACGAUGACCCGGAAGUGUUCCUUUUAAACAGCCUGUUUCUCUUCUAGAAGGCUGUGUUGUGGGUGUUUCGACAGUUGGAGUUUACAAGAAAGCUGUAUGGGGAGAAUAACAUGUUAGAGAACGUGAGGAGCUGACACAACACACACUGUUUAGGCUUCUCACCUGUCACCUGCUUAAAAUGGAGACUCAUGGCAUUAUGAAAGCCUUCCCCAAAGUGAAAAGACAUCGGCCACAUGAGGGUAAAGAUGCUCCUCCAGGCAAGAAAGCUCCUGGUCAACCUGUUACUGGGAAUGUAUUUCAGGGUGUCUACAUCCACAUAGUCCCUACUGGUAUAGGAAAUGCCCGGUGUGACAUAUUCCAGCAGCAGAUCGUGCAGAAUGGAGGCCAGGUGGAAGCUGCGUACAGUCCCGCUUGUACACAUGUGGUCGUGGACGAGUCGGUGGACAGGGAGCGAGCGCUGAGGCUGCUGAAGAUGGAAACCUUUCCUCCUGCUGUGCAGCUGGUAAAGUGCACUUGGCUCAGUGCUUGCAUCUCUGAGAAGCAGCUUCUGAGCACAGAAGACUACAGGCUUCAUCCAUGUGACCGUCCUCAGGAUGCUCCCGCUGCGGAGCCAAAACAGAACGUUGUCAGCUGCAUCCCUGUUCCUGAGAAAACGCAGCCACUUGAUCACAAAUCAGCUCAGGAUGAUCCAGCUGACGUGGUACCCGAGACUCAGGAAGAACCUCUCGAGGAAGACGCUGUGUCGCAGAAUGAUUUGGAAGCUCUGAUGAACGGGGUUAAACACAAUUCCGGCACUUUAGACGCUGUGCAGAACGUGUCAGAAAAGACGCAGGUGCUGGGAAAGUGGGUGUGCGCCCAGUCGUCUCAGAGAAAGAGCAAGAACCACAACAGUCACAUCACUGACAAGCUGGAGCAGCUCGCCAAAGUGUACACACACACGGGUGACAAGUGGAGGGCGCUGAGCUACUCGAAAGCAGUUAAUGCACUCAAGAGCCAUCACAAGGCGAUCUCUUCAUAUGAGGAAGCCUGUAAGAUCCCAGGCAUUGGCAAGAGCAUGGCCGAUAAGAUUGUGGAGAUCAUGGAGAGUGGGCAUCUCAGGAAGCUGGACCAGUUCGGAGAGGCCGUGCCAGUCUUGGAGAUGUUCACCAACAUCUGGGGUGUUGGCGCAAAGACUGCCCAGCUUUGGUAUCAACAGGGCUUUCGUACGCUGGAGGAUAUUCGCACCAAGGCCACUUUGACUCACACGCUGAGAAUUGGCCUGAAGCACUACGACGACUUCCUCGAUCGGAUGCCAAGAAGCGAGGCGACCGCCAUCGAGAAAACGGUGAAAGCGGCGGCACACAGCGUGAACCCAGAGCUGCUAGUGGUGGCGUGCGGCUCGUACCGACGCGGGAAGCCCACAUGCGGAGACGUGGACGUGCUUAUCACUCACCCAGAUGGCCAAUCGCACAAGGGUGUGUUCGGCAAAGUGCUCCAGAUCCUCCAUCAGAGCGGCUUCUUGACUGACGAUUUGGUGAGCCACGAGGAGAACGGCGAGCAGAAGAAGUACAUGGGCGUAUGUGUCCUGCCUGGCCCGGGUCAGCGUCAUCGGAGGCUCGACGUAAUUGUGGUGCCGCACGAGGAAUUCGCAUGCGCCUUACUCUACUUCACCGGCUCGGCCCAUUUCAAUCGCUCCAUGCGUGCACUUGCCAAGACCAAGUCCAUGAGUCUGUCGGAACACUCGCUGAACACAGGCGUGGUACGUGAGCGUGGUCUGAAGGUGGUACCAGGUUUGCCGCUGAGCACGCCUACUGAGAGGGCGGUCUUUGAGCACCUGGGCAUCCCGUACAGAGAGCCUCAUGAGAGAGACUGGUAGCAGGAUGUCAGAAGAGGAUAGGAAUGAAAGCAUAUCCGAGCUGCUGUACUUCUCAUAGUUAUAUUUUAAACUUUUGGUGUUUUCGAUGUAAAAGCAUAAAGGUGCAGUACAUGACUUUUUUUUUUUUUUUUUUAGACUACACAAUAAUCAAUUAUCCACCCUCAGAAUGUUUAUGGAAGAAUAUAUUUUUAUCUUAUAAACUACUAUGUCGAUGAAGGGAUUGAUCCUUGAUCAUCACUCUUUUUAACUAUGGGCCCAGGUCCUUUCUGUAUUUAUUGUGCUGCUUGAUAUUGACCCUUCGUAAUCAGAUUAGUUGAUUGUAAUGGACAUACGGAUGAAGAAAAGAUCAUGCGAGUGCCAGAAUGUGUGAAUGAGGUCCAGUAUUGGUUACCUGAUAAAACAGCCGUGGCGCACUAUUACCACAGGAUGCAACACUUUUGGAUGGGAUAUUUCCAUACUGCAAAUAUUGUUAAUUAUUAUACAUACGGGCCACUUUUUCCAUGGAAUAAAAAAACAUAUAUUCUAUUC
Messenger RNA from Neoarius graeffei (lesser salmon catfish), 2645 nucleotides. RefSeq names its product polymerase (DNA directed), lambda (gene poll). Lineage: Eukaryota; Metazoa; Chordata; Actinopteri; Siluriformes; Ariidae. The record is from RefSeq and is a predicted model, not a curated record. The transcript is spliced from 10 exons. Gene Ontology annotation, biological process: double-strand break repair via nonhomologous end joining. Gene Ontology annotation, cellular component: nucleus. Bases 441 to 2117 code for a protein of 558 amino acids. Gene Ontology annotation, molecular function: DNA-directed DNA polymerase activity; DNA binding.